AUGGUUGUUCCACAAGCUUGACAUCCAGUUGAAUCGCAAGAAGUGCAGGCAGCUGCUAAGCUUAAGCAUUUUUGAGUAGGAUGGCACCAGGAAUCUGAGCAGGUCCCUGUACAAGUCCCAUCGAUGUUUUUUUAUUUUGUCCGAGAAAUCAAAUGCAAUAAUUGAGUUAAAAGGAGUCCAGAUACUAGCUGAACUGAACCAAAUAAGUUCAUACAAAAUGAGCUUUAA
Messenger RNA from Blepharisma stoltei, 228 nucleotides. NCBI's taxonomy places the organism in Eukaryota, Ciliophora, Heterotrichea, Heterotrichida, Blepharismidae. The record is from the annotation of a GenBank genome assembly.